Messenger RNA from Astyanax mexicanus (Mexican tetra), 1896 nucleotides. RefSeq names its product angiopoietin-related protein 7. The record is from RefSeq and is a predicted model, not a curated record. The transcript has 7 exons. Bases 92 to 1483 code for a protein of 463 amino acids. Lineage: Eukaryota; Metazoa; Chordata; Actinopteri; Characiformes; Acestrorhamphidae.
UAUUAAAGAGGAUUAUGGGAUAAGAUGUCUGUGAGGAACGACGUUCGGCCCGGCCGAGAGUCUCUCUCUCUCUCGGGGAAACAGACGGGUCAUGCCGUCUCUCCUCGCCGCCAGCUGCUCUGCUGAAAUCAGGCUUUUCCUCCAGUGCAGGAUGAAGUGGACUCUGCUGUACCGGUACUGGUACUGGUUGCUGUAUUGCCAGACGCUUCUCUGCAGCACCGACACCCAGGAAUCCGACUAUCAGGAAUCGGAUUCAAGUCAAACAGACUCUUCUCAGACAGACACGCAUCUCAUCAGCAGCGGCCUGAUGCAGUGCGGGGAGUACAGUAACGAGGUGAUGCCAAACGGGCAGUGCCGCCUGAUGGCCACGCUGCCCCAGCUGGAGGAACAGCGCUGUCCCGACAUGUUCCGCUGCACAGACGAGGUUUCCUACUGGCUACAUGAGAACGAAGAGCGCAAACAGCAAAUGCAAGACCUGAAGGAGACAAUCUCAGAGCUUCAGGAGGAGCUGAGAAACCACAGACAUCGCAUCAAAGUUCUGGAGUUACAGAAUGAAGAGAAGAAUGGUCAGAAUUCUUCACUGGAGCAGCGAUUCCACGCCCUGGAACAGAUCUAUGAAGAAGCCAAUACUCUGCUUCACGUCCACGGGUCUCUCAUCUAUGACAUGCAGACGCAGAUCCGGAACCUCACCCUGGCCGUGGAGCGUGUUCGGCGUAACCCCGGCUGCAUGAUCAACAUCGUCCGCACCAGCCCGCUGCUCAGCACCCGCGACACCCUGCACCCCGAGGUUCAGCACAUACGGAACUGUCCAAUCGACUGUGCCUCACUGUACUACAAUGGAGUUCACCGAUCUGGGAUUUUUGCUGUAGUCCCAUCAUUAGGAUCAACACCAGUGGAGGUCUACUGCGACAUGGAGACUGAUGGUGGUGGCUGGACCACUUUCCAGCGGCGACAAGAUGGCAAGGUAAACUUUAAUCGCAGGUGGACGGAGUACAAAGAUGGUUUUGGAGAUCUGCAUGGUGAAUUCUGGUUGGGGAAUGAUAACAUUCAUUACAUUUCUAGUCAGGGUGAUUACUGCUUACGCAUCGACCUUGAGGACUGGAAUGGCAAACACAAGCAUGCUCUCUACCAAAACUUCAGGAUUGAAGAUGAGGAAAACCAAUAUCGUCUCCAUAUCUCUGGGUUUAGUGGGACGGUCGAGGACUCGUUUAGUUGGUACCAUGACAAGCAGAGCUUCAGUACACCGGACACGGGCAAUAUCUGUGCUGAAAUUUCUCAUGGAGGAUGGUGGUACCAUCAGUGCUUCUUCACUAACCUGAAUGGCAUUUAUUAUAAAGGGGGGCGCUACUCUGCUAAAGGGAAGAACCUGCUGGGUCCUGAUGGAAUCGUGUGGUACACCUGGAAAGAUUCAGAUUACUACUCACUAAAGAAAGUCAGCAUGAUGAUCCGCCCACGGACCUUCAAGCCCCGCCUUUCACCAUGACAACUGAUGCAAUUUACCACAAUAUUAGAAACAAGUUCAAUAGAGAGUUUCCAACUUUUAUGUUGGAACUUCCUGUCCUGGCCCACUAUGGAAUCCCACUGAACAUUUAAACAUCUGAUGAUUGCAGAUAUCAACUCCUUAUCUGUAGAAAAUAUCAUUAAUACAAUUAACAAUUCCUAUUUUAAUACACAUAUGUAUAUAGUUGUAAAUCGUAUUGAAUAAUUUUGGUAAAAUAGUCACUGGACCUUAUUCAGUGCUCGGUACAUCAUAUACUGUGUAUAUCUACUGCUCAGUUUUACUGUUAGUCAUAAAUAACCGUAUUAAUUUCAACAAAAUAAAAAACAUUUGAAUGUUGAAUUAAUGUCAAAAUUGUUUUUUUACUGCUUUGAUAAUGUGUGAAUGGAAAACCAAUA